AUGACGAACGCGAAAGACCUCAAAGAGUUACUCUGCGACCUCCAAGUCCCGAAUACUAUCAGAUUCUCCCCCGACGCCCGACAAAUCUUAUAUUCCACCAACCUGGAAUGGGAGCACAAGAAGGGCAGACAUCCAGUCUCGACUUUGUGGCUCGCGGAGACGGGUGAAGCGAACUCAUCUCGCCAAAUCACGGCCGGGCCUUUCAAAGACCACUUUCCCCGAUGGGACCCCCGCGGCCAGAGCAUUGCUUUCAUCUCAGACAGAUCAGGAGCUGGCGAGAAAUGGGCCAUAUAUGUCCAAAAUGUUCGCAAUGGCGUAGUGGAAGGAGAGCCUUACCCGGUGACUGAUGUCGAGAACGAGCGGCCCAUCCCCAAAUUUGAGUUCUCUCCCGACGGCAACGCUAUCGCCUUCAUCUGCGCGGAUCCGAAGACCGACGAGGAGAAAGCGCGCGAUGAGAAAGGCUGGGACAUGUCAGUGUGGGGCGAGGAUUGGGUCUUCAAUCGUAUCCGAGUGGUAGAUCUUGGUACAAAGCAGGUACGUCGCGUCACUGGCUCAUCACAUCCUCGAAUCGUACCAGAGAGACAUGUGCUUGGAUUUGCCUGGAGUCAUGAUAGCAAGCAUCUGGCCGUGGUAUCUGUCAAGUCAUCACACGUCGAAGAACCGUUCUUGACCGGCUCUGACAUUGCGGUCUUGCACCUUCCGUCCCAGACAAUCUACGAUCUGUGCCAUCUCCCUAGAUUCCCAAAGGAUAUAAUCUGGGCACACGACGGUUAUUUGUAUUUCAUCUCCGGCAAGCCGGCGGACAAAGUCCUCGCCGGCCAAGCUCUGUACGCAGUCCUUCCUGAGCCGGAUUCCAGGGGGUUGUUUUCCAAAAGAGCCAAAUAUAAACGUGUCGCAUUCGGCAUUGAAAACGACAUAUCUCUGGUCUGACCAGUGUGUCUGGCCAAGUCCUGGCUCGUGUGCAAUGCGGAGUAAUCGAUCAACUGUACCUACAUCCAGAUCGUGUCAUAUUCGACAAGCUUGGCGAGAUUCGAGCUUAUGAUGCGGCGUACACGACUGAUGGCGACGAGAUAGUCCUUGCUUUCUCGGCUUCAGACACCAACCACCCUCUCGAAGUAUACACAACCGCUGCAUCGGGAGGAGCCUCUGUACAACUCUCCAAUCACGGUGCCGCUUUGAAGAACCGCGCUUUCGGCUCUUGCACUUUUCUCACAUGCCCUUCUACGGAUAAGCAGGUCCAACUGGAUGGUAUUUUCCUCACUCCCUCAUCUUCGGAUCCAAAACCGAAGAAACCUCUACCCACUGUAGUCCUCAUUCACGACGGUCCCUCAGAUCGCGACACCAACCGUUUCAAUACGAACUACUACUACUGGACCCCUUACCUCCUCUCCCUUGGCUACGGCAUCCUCCUGAUCAACUACCGCGGCAGCACAGGCAAAGGCCGCUCUUUCGCAGAGUACUCGAUCGGUGGAGCAGGAAAACACGACUGGAAAGACAUCAUCGCCAUGACCACGCACGCCAUUACGGAAAAGCACGCCGACAAAGACAGACUCCUCGUAGGCGGCUGGGGCCAUGGCGGCUUCCUCUCAUACCUCUGCUGCGUUCGUAACGGGCCCCAUUCGUUCGGGUGGAAAUUCCGUGCCGCGAUUGCGGGUUCUGGCAUGGUGGAUAUGGAUGCCAUGGCUCUCACUUCGGAUUUGGGCGGGACGUUGGGCGCGGAAUUGAACGAUGGCGCGUCGCCUUGGAAUCGGAAGAGGGAUUUUGUGGGCAAUCGGGAUGCGGCUGCUCUUUGGCUCUUUCGGGGGGCGGUGCAGGUUUCGAGGCAGACGGGGCAGAUGGUUGUGCCGCCUAUGUUGAUCUUGCAUGGGGAGAGGGAUGAAAGGUGUCCGAUUACGCAGGCGUGGGGGAUGAGGAGGGCGUUGGAGAGUGCUGGGUUGCCGUAUGAGUUUGUCACGUAUCCGCGACAACCGCAUAUCUUUACGGAGCGGAAUUUCUGGGUGGAUAUGCUGGAUCGGGUGGGCAAAUUUUGUGAGAAACAUAUUGGUCCGGGGGAGAAGGUGAGGUAG
Molecule: messenger RNA, 2066 nt
Organism: Lecanosticta acicola
Lineage: Eukaryota; Fungi; Ascomycota; Dothideomycetes; Mycosphaerellales; Mycosphaerellaceae
Source: the annotation of a GenBank genome assembly